Messenger RNA from Alternaria novae-zelandiae, 2799 nucleotides. It is a transcript of the gene MSH2, whose product is annotated as MutS-like protein. Gene Ontology annotation, biological process: mitotic recombination; mismatch repair. The record is from RefSeq and is a predicted model, not a curated record. Gene Ontology annotation, cellular component: MutSalpha complex; nucleus. Bases 1 to 2799 code for a protein of 932 amino acids. The transcript is spliced from 2 exons. Gene Ontology annotation, molecular function: ATP-dependent DNA damage sensor activity; mismatched DNA binding; ATP binding. NCBI's taxonomy places the organism in Eukaryota, Fungi, Ascomycota, Dothideomycetes, Pleosporales, Pleosporaceae.
AUGGCAUCCCGACCGGAAAUCAAGGAGGAGGAUGAGUCGGGUUUCUGCAAGUUCUUCCGCAACUUGCCUGAGAAGGACGAUGAGACGGUGCGCAUCUUUGACCGCGGCGACUACUACAGCGCUCACGGCGAAGAUGCAAAGUUCAUCGCAAAUACAGUAUACAAGACGACAGCCGUCAUCCGAAAGCUGGGACGGGAACCAGGCCUCGAAUCUGUCACCAUGACUAUCACCGUUUUCCGCAACUUCCUCCGCGACGCACUCUUCAGACUCAGCAAACGCAUCGAGAUAUGGCAAUCGACUGGCAAGCGCAUGGAUUGGAAGGUGGUCAAGCAGGCCUCACCCGGCAACCUGCAAGACCUGGAGGACGAAUUGGGAGGUCAGAUCGAGAAUGCGCCCAUCAUAUUAGCGGUCAAGGUUUCCGCAAAGGCCUCGGAAGCACGCAAUGUGGGUGUAUGCUUUGCAGAUGCAAGCGUACGGGAGCUCGGUGUUACAGAAUUCCUCGACAACGACCUCUACUCAAACUUCGAAUCGCUGCUCAUCCAGCUCGGCGUCAAGGAGUGCCUGAUACAAGUCGACUCUACCAAGAAGGAUGUGGAGCUGGGCAAGCUUCGGACGAUUGCCGACAACUGCGGGUGCGCUGUGGCAGAGCGAUCGCACGCAGACUUUGGCACAAAAGACAUCGAGCAGGAUCUGCCGCGGUUACUCAAGGAUGAGCGAGCAGCCGGCUCGCUGCCAUUGACAGAUCUGAAGCUAGCUAUGGGCUCAGCUGCAUGCCUAAUCCGGUAUCUAGGGGUUAUGUCGGACUCGUCGAACUUUGGACAGUACCAGCUCUAUCAACACGACCUCUCGCAAUACAUGAAGCUCGACGCUGCCGCGCUGAAGGCACUCAACCUCAUGCCAGGACCACGAGACGGCGCCAAGAACAUGAGCUUGUACGGACUGCUAAACCACUGCAAGACGCCCACCGGUAGCCGACUGCUAGCACAAUGGCUCAAGCAGCCGCUCAUGAACGUCGAGGAGAUUCAACGACGGCAGCAAUUGGUGGAAGCCUUCGUCAACGAUACCGAGCUAAGGCAGACAAUGCAAGAAGAGCAUCUACGGUCAAUACCGGAUUUGUAUCGUCUAGCGAAGAAGUUCCAACGCAAGGUCGCAAAUCUGGAGGACGUCGUGCGCGCAUAUCAAGUCGUCAUUCGAUUGCCUGGCUUCCUCAGCUCCCUCGAGGCGGUCAUGGACGAGCAGUACAAGGAGCCGCUUGAUGCAGAAUACACGGAUAAGCUCCGCCAAUACACAACGGCAUUUGCAGGUCUGCAGGACAUGGUGGAGACGACCGUGGAUCUCGAAGCGCUCGACAACCACGAGUUCAUCAUCAAGCCUGAGUUUGAUGAGUCGUUGAAGACUAUCCGAAAGCGCCUGGACAAGCUCAAGCGUGACAUGGAGUCGGAGCACAUGCGUGUGGGCGAUGACCUCAACCAAGAUACCGAGAAGAAGCUAUUCCUAGAAAACCACAAAGUCAAUGGCUGGUGCUUCCGACUAACGCGCAACGAAGCAGGCUGUAUCAGGCAAAAGAAGCAGUAUCAGGAGAUCUCCACACAGAAGAACGGAGUCUACUUCACCACCAACACAUUACAAGAAAAGCGUCGAGAAUUCGACCAGCUCUCCGAGAACUACAAUCGCACACAAUCAGGUCUCGUCAACGAAGUCGUCUCAGUAGCAUCGUCCUACGUCCCCGUGGUUGAGAAGCUCGCUGCUGUCCUCGCACAUCUCGAUGUCAUCGUUUCCUUCGCCCACGUUUCCGUCCACGCACCCACCUCCUACACUCGACCAACCAUGCACGCGCGCGGCACCGGUAACACCGUCCUCAAAGAGGCGCGACACCCUUGCAUGGAGAUGCAAGACGACAUAUCCUUCAUCACGAAUGAUGUCUCUCUCGUCCGCGACUCAAGCGAGUUCCUCAUCAUUACCGGUCCCAACAUGGGUGGUAAAUCCACAUACAUCCGGCAAAUUGGUGUCAUUGCCCUCAUGGCACAGAUUGGCUGCUUCGUACCUUGCUCAGAAGCCGAGCUCACGAUCUUCGACUGCAUUCUAGCACGUGUAGGCGCGAGUGAUAGUCAGAUCAAGGGCGUGUCGACCUUCAUGGCAGAGAUGUUGGAGACAGCAAACAUUCUCAAGUCCGCGACGAAAGAAUCCCUAAUCAUCAUCGACGAGCUCGGUCGUGGCACGAGUACAUACGAUGGGUUUGGUCUCGCAUGGGCCAUCUCUGAAUACAUCGUCAAGGAGAUCGGCGCUUUCGCGCUGUUCGCUACGCAUUUCCACGAGUUGACUGCGCUGGUAGACACAUACCCACAAGUCCAGAAUCUACACGUCGUGGCACACAUCUCUGAAGGUAGUGCCCCUGCACCCGACGCCGACGGAGACGCAGACAUGGACGCCACCGCCGUGCAAAAGAAACGCGAGGUCACCCUACUAUAUAAAGUCGAACCCGGUUUCUCCGACCAGUCCUUCGGUAUUCACGUUGCAGAACUCGUUCGCUUCCCACAAAAGGUCAUCAAGAUGGCAAAGCGAAAGGCCGACGAACUGGAGGAUUUCGCUGGAAAGCACGAAGAGGGCUACGUUCAAGCCAGUAAAGAGGAGGUCGAAGAUGGAAGCCGCAUGCUUAAAGAGGUGCUGUUGAAGUGGAAGGAAGAGGUAGAGAGCAAGGGCCUCACGAAGAAACAACAAGUCGAGAGGAUGAGGGAGCUGGUCAAGGGGAACCCGGAGCUUAUGGCUAAUGGGUUCUUCAAGGGCAUUCAGGCCUUGUGA